UCUCAGCUCACAACUCACUCAUCUUCCUCAGAGAAGCACACACACUCUCUCUCUACCCGAAUGGCUCCUACCUACAUCAGCGACUCUGCCAACACCAUGCUCUCUGCUGAAGACAAGCAUAAACUAAGGAAACCAGUUGGGAAAAAGAUGUGUAGAGACCACAUCAACACCUGCAUAGAGCAGCUCAAGACCCUGCUGGAGAGGGAGUUCCACAAACAGGACCCCAACACCAAGCUGGAGAAGGCUGACAUCCUGGAGAUGACGGUGGGGUUCCUGACGCAGAAGCUGCAGCCUCAGAGCCCAGUCCCCCAGAGGGCCCACAGUGAGGGCUACUCCCAGUGCUGGAGGGAGACCCUACACUUCCUGUCUUCUAGCUCCAUGAAGGACAUGAUGCUUCAGAACCUCCAGAGAGCUGGCCAGGACGUCUGCCCCUCCUCGCCACUCUCUUCCCAACAUCAACACCACAGCCAGGGCCCAGUGAAGCAGGCCACCAGUGGUCACAAAACAGUGUGGAGGCCCUGGUAGAGACAAACUAUUUAACAAACUGGAUGAGUGUUUACCGUCUUUCAUACUGUAAGAACUCUCUAUUUCCAAUAGUAAUAUCUACUUAGGUCCUUUAUGAAGGAUAGCGAACGUCAUAUGACAAGCGUUAUAGUUUGUUGUCUCCUUUAUGGAGCUGUCUGUAAAAAAUACUUUUUCUGUCAUGUGGCAUAUGACUCCUAUGGAGUAUUGAUUUGUGUGUGAUUCUGUGAAAUCAAUAGCAUUCAAAAUGCUAAAUAUUUAUUGGAGAUGAAUUCUCAUGUUUAAGUGUUCUUAAAGGGAAAUCAGAUUGUGUUACCUUUUGUAAAGGAACUGAUUGCACAUAAUGCAUAUUGAAACAUUUGUAUUUGACAUUUUUACAGUGGAUGUGCAUAGACUUUGUAUUUGACAUUUUUACAGUGGAUGUGCAUAGACUUUGUAUUUGACAUUUUUACAGUGGAUGUGCAUAGACUUUGUAUUUUACAUUUUUACAGUGGAUGUGCAUAGACUUUGUAUUUGACAUUUUUACAGUGGAUGUGCAUAGACUUUGUAUUUGACAUUUUUACAGUGGAUGUGCAUAGACUUUGUAUUUGACAUUUUUACAGUGGAUGUGCAUAGACUUUGUAUUUGACAUUUUUACAGUGGAUGUGCAUAGACUUUGUAUUUGACAUUUUUACAGUGGAUGUGCAUAGACUUUGUAUUUUGACAUUGUUGGUGUUUAGCCUAAACUGGAUGCACAAGUGGAUAUCAAACCAAAAUUAACAAUGAUAUUGACAAUGCAUAUUGGCAGGCUGUUUUAACAAAAGCGCAGUCUUUAGUUUGCAGCUCUAAAUUAUAGUUAAUGUGUUUUAUUAUUUAUUAAUUUGCAUGUGUUGACAAUAUGUUAACAUUGCUGGUAUGACACCCCGAAUAAGAGAGCAUUAAAUGCAUAAUCAUAUUAUAAUAUAUUGUCGCGACUUCCAUCAAGUCGGUCCCUCUCCUUGUUCGGGUGGCGUUCGGCGGUCAACGUCACCUGCCUUCUAGCCAUCACCGAUCCACUUUUCAUUUUCCAUUUGUUUAGUCUUUGUUUUCUACACACCUAGUUUCAAUUCCCCUCAUUACAUGUUCAUUAUUUAACCCUCUGGUUUCCCCCAUGUUUGUGUGCGUGUUUGUUUUAUUGUUAGGCUGUAUCUGAUGGCUGGUAUUAUUGUUACCGGGUUUUGUUGUUACGCCCGUUUAUUCGUGGUACCGGUAUUUUUUCCUGCACCAUAGUAGUGUUUUUUUUACUGUUGUUUUCUUGAAUUAAAUACCUUGUCCACGCA
Oncorhynchus mykiss (rainbow trout) is the source of this 1820-nucleotide messenger RNA. The record is from RefSeq and is a predicted model, not a curated record. Lineage: Eukaryota; Metazoa; Chordata; Actinopteri; Salmoniformes; Salmonidae.